AUGUUUCAGCGGGCGUCCUUUAGGCUCCUGGACGAAGGCAAUGCCCACGUCGAACUCAGUCCGAAGCAUGACAGCGCCGAACCACCGGGACAAGGCAAAGCUAAGUCCAUUUUACCGCCACAUCUUCGGCCCUGGCUUCCCUUGCUCGUGUAUGCAGUGACGGCCGUGUCCACCCUGGCCACCAUGACGUACUUUAGCUUCUUUGCAGCGACAGUUGACGGCACUGCGCCAACGAUGAUGGGAUGUCGAUACUUUGGCUAUUGGAAUGGCCCUACAUGUGGCCUCAACGGCAUCGAUUGCCAGCCCUUUGAAUCGGAUUGGAAACCCAUCCGUUGCCCCACUCGGUGCCUUUGGGAUAGUUCAUCGGUGCUGGAAGUGAUUGGAUCCGGUGUUUACAAGGGCGACUCGCGUAUUUGCAAGGCUGCUAUCCACGCUGGCGUCUUGGGCACCGAUGGCGGCUGUGCCAUGAUGAAAUACUCGGGCAGUCGCACCAACUUUGAAGCGUCCACGGCGUUUGGCGUGACGUCGCAGGCGUUUGACUCGUGGUUCCCCAAAACGUUUGAGUUUAAACAAGCCCCCUCGGCCAGCCAUUGCACCGAUUUAAGCUGGGGAAUCCUCGCCGUGGGGACUUUAGCGUGUUUUGGCCUCGUGUUUUUUCCCUUGCCUCCCGUGGUUUUAAUCCACACCAUGAGCAUUUGGGGGUUCGUUUACGUGGCAUUGAUUGCCGCGCCGGACGGCUACGACUACAAGGCCAUCCUUGUGCGUCUUUCAACCCAGGUGUUCAUUGUCGUGGCGGCGGUGCACUGCUGGUACCACUGGGCCAUCAAGUACACCUUUGCGGACUUUGCGUCGGCUUCCAAACUGAUUCAAGCGAUACUUUGGGGAUUGGGCUACGUGAUUCCAUUCCACGGGAUGCUGCACUUGUCGUUUUUGGCGUAUAUUCCGUGGCUCAACUUUGACUUGGGCGGGUACAAGUACAACGACGUGUCCCACACUGCCACGUACGUCGUGCUGGUCGUGGUCGGGCUGGUCCUCUUGGCCACGGUCGCGUUUCUAUUGGUCCACCUCCACCGCCAAAGCAAACUUUACCGUACACUGACUGGCUACGUGCUCUUGACACUGUAUUGCUUGUUUGUGUACGCGUUGUUUCCGUCCACGAUCUUGCACUUGCACCAUGUGAUGGUGGGUGUCGCCUUACUACCCCUCACUCGAGUCCCCAAAUGGCCGGCCUUUGCCGUCCAAGCAGCGGGACUCGGGCUCUUCAUCCAGGGGUACGCCGCGUGGGGCUGGCCCACCUUCCUCGAUAUCUUGCCGCCAUCGUAUCGGAUUGAUAUUGGCGAAGUCGCCCCCGUGGCGCUAAACAUCACGGCGGCGGCGGCCAACGUGACGUGGCAGCCUCUCGACGCAGUAUUCGGUUACGCCCUCAUGCUGAAUGGGGUGCAGGUGGCUCGAACCGACCGAACGUGGGCCACAGUGGAAAACCUCCAGCCAAACCAGACGUACUACGUCCAAGUGUCAGGCAUCGGCAACGGAGGCACCGACGGCUGGCCUGGCGCCAAAGGCAACUUCACUACUGCUCUAGUAUAACGUAACCCUAUUAGUUAACGUGAACUAAGGCACUUUUGUAUUGAUUGUUGAA
Messenger RNA from Aphanomyces astaci, 1639 nucleotides. RefSeq lists its product as hypothetical. The record is from RefSeq and is a predicted model, not a curated record. Gene Ontology annotation, molecular function: protein binding. The transcript is spliced from 7 exons. Bases 1 to 1587 code for a protein of 528 amino acids. NCBI's taxonomy places the organism in Eukaryota, Oomycota, Saprolegniomycetes, Saprolegniales, Verrucalvaceae.